AUUCUGAUAAAGCUCUCACUCUCUUUUUAUCUUCCCCAUCCCUCUGCUAGCUUACUUCAUCAGUUUCCAGCACAAAGUUCUCAGCAGCUUCAAUUAACUCUUGUACUUCCUUCCUUUCCCAUCUUUUCCUUACAUAUAAUAGAUACGUACCAUAUAUAAGCUACUAGAUAGCUAGCUAGCAACACCAGAGUAGCAAAUGGAUAUUAACCAACUAAAAUCAGAGGAGCAGAUGGAAAUGAUGAUGAUGAUGCAAAUGGAUAAAAUCUCCGAGCUCUGCGGCGCCUACAACGACGUCGUUUCCGACCUCCCUUCCUCUGAACACUUUCCUGGUAGUGCAACUUCCAUGCCACAAUACUGUCAUGACCAAAACCCUCACAAUGUUUCUUCACCUCCGCCCUCAUUUCUUAACCUAAGCCCAUCAACCAUAUCAUUCACCAACUCACUUGAACAAUCACCACAACCUCAACUGGCUUCCGAUAAGCGUGCUUCAAUGGCGGCGAUGAGGGAGAUGAUAUUCAGAAUCGCCUCGAUGCAGCCAAUCCACAUAGACCCGGAGUCGGUGAAGCCGCCGAAGAGAAGGAACGUGAAGAUUUCCAAGGACCCUCAGAGCGUGGCGGCGCGUCACAGGAGGGAGAGGAUUAGCGAGAGGAUUAGAAUACUCCAGAGACUAGUCCCCGGCGGGACUAAAAUGGACACUGCGUCCAUGCUGGACGAGGCUAUCCACUACGUCAAGUUUUUGAAGUCUCAAGUUCAGACGCUGGAGAGAGCCGCCGUGAAUAAUAAUAAUAAUAAUAAUAAUAAUAAUAAUAGGGUACCGCAAACCGGGAUUGGUUUUCCUGUGGCCAUGUCAAGUGGGAGUAAUUACCUUUCUAAUUCUAUGGCCAAAGCGUACCAAGCUCAUCCUCCGCAGCAUCAUCAGAAUGUGCGGCAUUUUGAAGAUGCUUGAUUAACGUCUUAGGGAUUAUUAUUAGUCGUCGUUUGCUUGGAGGGAUGUAAAGGAACAUGUGCAUGGCUAAAUUUCCUUUACUCUUUGACCUUGUA
Rosa chinensis is the source of this 1041-nucleotide messenger RNA. Its product is annotated as transcription factor HEC2. The record is from RefSeq and is a predicted model, not a curated record. Gene Ontology annotation, molecular function: protein dimerization activity; DNA-binding transcription factor activity. The transcript has a single exon. Gene Ontology annotation, biological process: regulation of DNA-templated transcription. Lineage: Eukaryota; Viridiplantae; Streptophyta; Magnoliopsida; Rosales; Rosaceae. The coding region runs from base 197 to 946 and encodes 249 amino acids.